UCAUGAAGUCCCGCAAGGAGUGUACACUUUAAUUUGGUUAUCUCGAUGAAGUCUAAUCUCGUCGAUUACAUUCCUUGGUGAGGUUGAACUGAUGAGCUAUUGCGUUCAGAAAUGUUUACCAAUCUUACGUAUUGUUCCUAUACAUGACCCUCCGAAAGCAGCACUCAGUAAUCAAUAAUAAGAAGCAUUUCGGACCUGUCACUCUGUAACAUUCAAGAUGGGAAUUGUUCACCACACUUUGACAUUAAUUGCGUGGAGUAUCCUAUUUUUAACAGCAUUUACCAACGUUAAGGGUAACAAUUGCGAUGUAGAUGAUGGACAACCUACGGUUUGGCUUGGUGACGAGGAUGACGCAUAUUUCUGCCAGGCAAGAGCCGAGCAUUGUGACCACUUCGGUCUUGAUUUCGUUUGUGAGGAUCCGAGUGGAGGAUCACUUAGACCUUGUAUCAUUGGGACCAAAGUGAAGUGUGCAUCACCACCUGCUGUACCCCUGACUGAUCCCACUCCUGCCACCACUAUUAGAGUUCUUGCAUACAACGUCUUUGAGCUACGUUAUCUCUAUUAUCAGAGUGGUCAAAGGGAACGUACAUGUCGUAUUCCAAGAAAAGUCUUCGGUAUGCAUCCAAAUAUAGAUGUCAUUGUGUUCAACGAAGUCUUCAUGGGAGGUUGCUUUGCCCCUUUUAACGAUACCAUCGAAACAAGUACCCUAACCAUACGUGAUAUUCUGGACCAAUAUGGAUUUAUCUAUCACACAGAUACCGUUGGUGUUGGAGAACCUUUCCCAAAAAUUGAGAAUGGAGCUACAUUCAUUGCAUCAAGGUGGCCUAUAGUCAAGAAUGAUUCUCGAGUUUUUGAUAUAGCCGAACCAUAUUCGUGGAUGGCUAAGGGAGUUGUGUAUGCCAUGAUCAAUAAAACUGUUGCUGGACAGAGUGUUAUGUACCAUAUCUUUGGGACUCAUAUGCAAGCUUUCCGAACCCCGAAUGCAGACUAUGUUCGUGUUGCGCAAGCUACAAUCAUCCAUGAAUUCAUGCUGGAGCAAGACAUCGGUGAUGAUGAACCUGUUAUCUAUGGAGGUGACCUGAAUGCAAGACUGAACACAACCAACGGUGAUGACGUCGUUGACGCUCUUGACGCCACACUUCCAACGAUCAUCGGUGAACUCAAUGUCACAUACGAUCACGAGAACAAUGAUGUUUUUGACGAAAAUAACGAUACGAACUGGUGGUUGGACUAUGUCUUGUAUAGUCGAUCCCACAUUCAACCUGACGCUGCUACAAUACAGGUCGUGAGACCUAGGAUGUCUACUCCUUUAGUUGUCUGCUCGACGGCAAUAUCACCUUUCCCAAGCUAUCCCAAUUCUGACCGAUGCGUUGAAAUAAAGAACAUUACAGACCUAUCUGAUCACUAUGCAGUUCUUGGAACUCUUCAAUACAGAAUCGAUUUCCUUACUCCAACAGACUUCCAAAUAACGACUGAUUCAGGGACUGGACGUCUUACCUCAAACAAUUUGGUUGUAUCUCUCACAUUCAUCAUUUUAAUCACAAAACUAGUAAUUGACUGUUGAUACUUGGAUAUCCUGACUUACAGUAAAAUUUGGUUGGCUUUUUCAAAUAAUAGUAGGCCUAAACAUAAUGAUGAAUCAGCCACGUCAGCGGACAUUUCACAUGACUUGAUAUAAAUCAACUACAUUCCUGUGUUUAACCAUAAAUACAACUGUAAGGAUUUGAUGAAACAUGUUUCUAUCAAUAUCAUUGUACGAUAAAAUCUAAAUCGAUCAUACUUAAAGAAAUAUUUUUUACAGAUUAGUUUCCAUUUUUAUUUUGUAACGUCUAGCAUUCAUUUGAAAAGAAG
Molecule: messenger RNA, 1851 nt
Organism: Lytechinus variegatus (green sea urchin)
Lineage: Eukaryota; Metazoa; Echinodermata; Echinoidea; Temnopleuroida; Toxopneustidae
Product: sphingomyelinase C 2-like
Exons: 3
Coding region: 218-1564 (448 amino acids)
Cellular component (GO): extracellular region
Molecular function (GO): sphingomyelin phosphodiesterase activity
Source: RefSeq, a predicted model, not a curated record